Messenger RNA from Chaetomium globosum CBS 148.51, 324 nucleotides. RefSeq lists its product as uncharacterized. The transcript has 2 exons. The record is from RefSeq and is a predicted model, not a curated record. Bases 1 to 324 code for a protein of 107 amino acids. Gene Ontology annotation, cellular component: endoplasmic reticulum; plasma membrane. NCBI's taxonomy places the organism in Eukaryota, Fungi, Ascomycota, Sordariomycetes, Sordariales, Chaetomiaceae.
AUGGCACUGUUUCCUCGUAAUGACGCCUUGAGAACCAACCCACCGGCGGGUGAUCAGCAGCUAUCGACCAAUGGCUCCAACUGGCUGUUUGCUGUCACGGCCAUCUUUGGCUUCUCCCUCCUCGGCUACUUUGCCUUGAAGUUCCGCGCCAAGAAUGGCGAGCGGUUCUUCCACUACCUCUUCAUCAUCGCCAACUUCACCGGCCUCAUCGCUUACUAUGCCAUGGCCUCUGACCUAGCCUGGGACCCCGUCCGCAAUUCAAUCAGCUCGUACGCAGCGGCGCGAUCCGCAAAAUCUUCUGGGCAAGUUACGUCUUCUGGGUGA